UCUCAAAAUCCAACCAAAAAAACCCAGCGCGUGGACCUCUUGAUGAUAUCCAUUUUCCACAACCCUUUAAUGGUCUUCUUUUGGGAUCUCAGUUUGGUAUUUCAGAACAUGCUGUCAUUUUUAUAUAUUCCAUAUUCACCAUAACCAACCACAGGAAGUGGAUCUACUUUAUCUUCCCAACUCUCAACGUGGCUUAGUGAAUAGUGAACCAUAAAAUCUGGAAGUGCAUGUAUUUUCACACCCCUUUGACAUUUUUCUUUUUUUUUUUUUUUUUUCCCUCCAUGGGUUUUGAAUAUAUAAUAACAAAACUAGCUGUCUCUACUUUUUGUUUGGUAGGUUGUAUUGCAUCUUAUCUUGAGAACUCCAAUCACUUGAUGAUUCCUCCAAGGUUGACCAUAUAAAAUGUUCCCCACCACCAUUUUUUUUCUUUUACCUUGAUUCCUCUGGUCUGUGGUCUAUGCAUCUGGGUAAAAGCAAAUGACAAAAACGUGUGGUGUUAUAAACAGUUUUUAAAAUAUCCCAAGAGAAAAUUUCUUGCUCUAUAUAUUUUCAUUCUUAUAAGCAACUUUGGAUUUAUCCCUUUUAUAGUUUUGCUCAAAUAAAGAAGUUAGCCAAAUGAAAACAGACGUUGACUUCAAUUAAAAAACUGAAUUUUGAUUUGAAAGGUCAACUCCUCCAAUGUGAACAGAGAAGACUUUAUGAGACUAGUGGUGGGUCAACACAGCAACCCUGUUUUCUCAUUCACAUCUAUCAUCGGCAGUUGAACUAAGACUAGAGACAACGACAACAAACUCCGUCCAAAUCGUAUGUGUAUAUAAGGUUGGUGUUCUGUGUUUUUAGACAGUGAAAUAUCAAAAAAAGAACUGCCUUUGGCAUAGCCCUUUAUUCUUCCAUUUUAUCUUCCUCCAAUGGAGUGGACCAGAGGUUCCAUGAUUGGCCGUGGCUCUACUGCUACAGUCUCAGUCGCCAUGGAUGUCCCAUCUGGCGAGCUCUUUGCUGUAAAAUCCACUGAGCUUUCUCAUUCCAAGCUCUUGCAAAAAGAACAAAAUUUGCUUUCCAAACUGAGUUCUCCAUUUAUAGUCAAGUACAGGGGAUUUGAUAUCAGAAAUGAAUGUAACCAGCCUAUUUACAAUCUUUUCAUGGAGUACAUACCACAAGGGACUCUCUACGAUGAUAUUCAGAGGCAUGGAGGUCGCUUGGAAGAGUCUUUGAUUAGAACUUACACGCGGCAGAUUCUUCAAGGUUUGGAAUACCUUCAUGGAAAUGGGUUGAUCCAUUGUGAUAUAAAGAGCCACAACAUCUUGAUGGGGAAAAAGAAUGUCAAGAUUGCUGAUCUGGGUUGUGCUAGAUUGGUGGAAAGAGUUCCCGGAAAUGGAGAUUUUGGCACGGUGACGUUUUGCGGUACACCGGUGUUCAUGGCGCCGGAGGUUUUGCGUGGGGAAGAACAGGGAUUUGAAGCUGACUUAUGGGCUCUUGGAUGCACAAUCAUUGAGAUGGCCACGGGUAAAGGUCCAUGGUUGGAUGUAGAUAACCUUGUAUCGGCUCUUCAUAGGAUCGGAUUUUCCGAUGAUGUGCCGGAGUUUCCGAGCUGGUUGUCUAAGAAAGCUAAGGACUUUCUGGGCAUGUGCUUGAGCAGGGAACCAAAACAGAGGAUGACAGCUAGAGAGCUUCUUGAGCAUCCAUUUCUCGAAGAGAAAGAUUCUCAAUCAGAUCAAGUGGUGAAUGAGUUCUUUAUGAAUUCUCCAAACAGUGUGUUGGAAAGCCUUUGGGAUUCAUUUGAAGUCAAUGGGAGUCCACAGAAUCCAAACCAUAAAGGUUCUUCUUCGGAUUCGAAUUCGAAUUCUGCAGCUGCAAGAAUAGAGGAGUUGAUUAAUGGAGCUACCAUGGAUCCCUCAGUUUCAAAUGAAGCCAAUUGGACUUGGAGUGAAGAUUGGAUCGAAGUUAGAAGCAACAAUGAUGAGGCAAACAAUGAGUUUUCUGAUAAGAUGGAAGUGGUAUUGCCUACUAAUGAACCACCAUUAGCAUGUUCAUUGCCUGAUUGUUCAAGUAUCAAUAUUGAAGAAGAGCUUGGUAGAUUAGGGUUUGAUGAAGAUUUCUUGUUUAAAUUCUCAUUUGGACAUGUCAAAAUUGUUAGAACUGAAAGAGGAUUUGUGAUUACAUUUGAGAUUACAGAAAACACUAUUGUAUUUAGAAACAAAAAUUUUAUGACGCAGGAAAUGAAAAUUUUUCUUUUCUUCAAUAUGUUUUUUGGCCUUUUAUUUGAAGCCUAUAAAUUACUUUUUGUAUUUUCGUUUAUAUUUGUUUUCUUGCCGAACCAUGUCGAUUUUUUGUCUCCAAUUAGAUCUUUUUCCUGCUGCGUUAAUAUUCUGGGCCAACGAAGGUGACCAACAAUGGUGAUUUAUUUUUAAUUUUUAUUCUUU
Messenger RNA from Ziziphus jujuba (common jujube), 2420 nucleotides. Its product is annotated as mitogen-activated protein kinase kinase kinase 18-like. NCBI's taxonomy places the organism in Eukaryota, Viridiplantae, Streptophyta, Magnoliopsida, Rosales, Rhamnaceae. The transcript has a single exon. The record is from RefSeq and is a predicted model, not a curated record. Gene Ontology annotation, molecular function: protein kinase activity; ATP binding. Gene Ontology annotation, biological process: protein phosphorylation. Bases 909 to 2384 code for a protein of 491 amino acids.